AACUUGAAUUAUGACCCCAGUUAGAAAGUUAUUGUAAUAGGCCAGGCUUAAAACUAUAAGAACCUUGAAAUAAUAUAAUCCUGGGCAGUUGGAGACAAAGGAUAUAACAUAUGGGAGAGAUGCUGUGAACUAUAAAAGUGAUUUAGCAAUUUACUGGAGAUGUUGGGUGAGAGUGGAAUCAAGGAGUACACCUAAGUUUGGAGUCUAGGUUAGUGAGAAGAUGGAUGAACCUUUGACAUUCUCAUACUUCUGAGAUGGGUAUGAGGGUUCAGAGAGGUUUCCAAGGCCAUCCUCUGGGCCAGCUAACUAUAUAUCCUUUCGUUGGUUAGGCAGGCAUCUGUUUGCCAUUAGUUCCUGACCAGGGCCAGCAGCAAGAUGAACUGCAUACGGAGGACCAUACUAGCCUGGGAUCACUCUAUGGGACACCACUUCCUUUCCAGAGUUGCUUCAAGGCACAGCCCUUGGCAGCCUGAAGGAAACUGCCUUUUACAGGGCCUCUCCCAGCCCCAAAGGGGCUUCCACAACAGUGCAAGGAGACUAACCUCAGAUUCUGACCCAGUCCCUAUGGUGAGGCCCCCUGCAGUGUCUACAAAGGCCUUGGAGCCAUAUGAGGACUUCUUUGAGCAAGCUACUGGCGGACAGCGAGAUAAAACGGGGUUUUCAAGAGCAGUCAAGGCCUUUGCCCAACGGGAUGUACGAAAGCGGGGUCAUGUUGACUUCAUCUACUUGGCUCUGCGAAAGAUGCCAGAGUACGGGGUGGAGCGUGACCUGGCUAUCUAUAACAUCCUGCUGGACAUCUUCCCCAAGGAGGUCUUUGUGCCUCAAAAUGUACUGCAGCAAAUCUUCAACCAUUACCCCCGCCAGCAGGAGUGUGGAGUAAAAGUGUUAGAUCAGAUGGAAAACUAUGGGGUCAUGCCAAACAAAGAAACCGAGUUUCUGCUGCUACAAAUUUUUGGACGAAAAAGUCACCCUAUGCUCAAAUAUCUUCGCCUGACAUACUGGUUCCUCCGAUUCAAGAACAUCAAUCCCUUCCCGGUACCAAAACCACUUCCCAAAGACCCUGUUGACCUGGCCCGGCAUAGUUUGGAGCGUAUUGCAGCAGACUUGAGUGCCAAAGUCACUGUAUACCAGAUGCCUGGGCCAGAAGAUCUUGGAGCUGAUCCAUCACAGCCUCACAUUGUGGGGAUCCAGAGUCCUGACCAGCAGGCUGCCUUGGCUCAGCACAACCCUACUAGGCCUAUUUUUGUUGAAGGACCCUUCCCAUUGUGGCUUCAAGACCAGUGUCUUUACUACCAUGUGCUUCGGGCUGACCUGCUGCCUCCUGAGGAGAGACAGGAAAACAAGGAGAUCGAGCCAGAGAGUAACUUCUAUUAUCCCACGCAGCUGGACUUGGAUUUGGAUCGAGGACCCUGGGACGACUAUGAGUUUGAUGUGGAUGAAGUGGAGGAAGGCCCGGUAUUUGCCAUGUGUAUGGCUGGAGCCCACGAUCAGGCCACACUUGCCAAGUGGAUCCAGGGCUUGCAGAUCACCAACCCAGGCCUGGCACGAAUCCCAGUGGUCUUCCGUCUGGGAGCGGUGGGAGGAGAACUCCAGCUUGCCGGGCAUCAGGAGCGCCAAGACCAGCACAGCCAGGAGCAAGGGGAGCAGCAGUCUCCCAAGGAGGAGGAGGAGCCCUCCCCAGCCCCCGCGGGGCAGCGAGGUCAGAGCGGAGCCUUUGCCUGAAGGUCUGAGACUGGUUACCAGCUCCUUGUUCACCGCAGUGUAGUCCUGGCUUACUGGGCAAGCUGGGACUGGGCUGGGAGCUUCGGACCGUGGGGGAGAAUAGAGCUCUGGGGGAAAUGACCUCUGCUUGCCAGUUUGCCUUUGAGUAGCCAGCAAAUAAAGUGUCGUCCUUGGGGACUCUGCGGGCUCUGA
Messenger RNA from Sarcophilus harrisii (Tasmanian devil), 1914 nucleotides. RefSeq names its product ECSIT signaling integrator (gene ECSIT). NCBI's taxonomy places the organism in Eukaryota, Metazoa, Chordata, Mammalia, Dasyuromorphia, Dasyuridae. The transcript has 7 exons. The record is from RefSeq and is a predicted model, not a curated record. Bases 376 to 1722 code for a protein of 448 amino acids. Gene Ontology annotation, cellular component: mitochondrion.